This is a messenger RNA of Coffea arabica (coffee), 1901 nucleotides long. Its product is annotated as protein EXPORTIN 1A-like. Lineage: Eukaryota; Viridiplantae; Streptophyta; Magnoliopsida; Gentianales; Rubiaceae. The record is from RefSeq and is a predicted model, not a curated record. Gene Ontology annotation, biological process: ribosomal large subunit export from nucleus; protein export from nucleus; ribosomal small subunit export from nucleus. Gene Ontology annotation, molecular function: nuclear export signal receptor activity. Gene Ontology annotation, cellular component: nucleus; cytoplasm.
AAAUGGAAGCGGGAAGCUGAAAAUUGAAGAAGUACAUGAGGGUGAACAAAAGAAGCAGAAACGACAUAGUUUUGGCUUUGUUGUUUGAUAAAAACACCCACGACACUUAGCAAAAAUUUCAGACAAAAUUUUCUUUCCCUCUUCUUGCCAGUUUUGGACACUAUCAUCUUCUUCUUCUCUCCACUGCCAUCUUACUGAAAUUAUCCAAAAAAUCACUUUGAGCCACCAUUUUCAUCCCUAAUUUGAGCUACCCAAAAGAUUUGUGUAGAUUUUGUGGAGUUGCGGAUAGCAAAAAUCCCUAGAUCGGUGCAGCAAAAAUCCCUAAUCAGGAGGAGGAGCUGCUGCACAAUCGGGUCACCGGAGGCCGCCUAGUGUUACUACUGGUAUCUUACGAACGACGGCAUCGAGUUCCUGAGGACUUACCUCAAUCUUCCCUCUGAAAUUGUUCCUGCUACUCUUAAGAAGUCCGUCAAGCCCCUCGGUCGUCCUAUGGGUGGACCUCCUGGUGACCGCCCUCGCGGACCACCAAGGUUUGAUGGGGAUAGGCCCAGAUUUGGUGACAGGGAGGGGUAUCGUGCUGGUCCCGUGGACCUUCUGAUGAGUUUGGUGGUGAGAGCCAGAUUGAAAAAAUGGGAAGUAGUAAACCAGUAUUAUAUUAUUUAUAUUGCUCCCAUGUUAUAUUAGUAGUAAUAUUUCCCGUUGACUGCAAAAAAAAAAAAAUUGAAAAAAAACAAACAUAAAAGAGAAAGAAGAUGAAGAGAACGCACAGCAAACCGCAAAUCCUAUCUGAGAUAGAAUCCUUCUCAUUCAAUCAAUUUUUUUUUUUUUGCUUUUCCUUUUUCAUCUCCCUUAACCUGGCCGUUUGAGCACAGCCGUUUACUUGUACCAUUUUAAGCUUUUCUUUUUCUUUUUUUGGGAACAAUUUUUUUGUUUCAUCCUGUUGGAUCUUUCUUUGCAGCUGGUGUACGUUUCUUCUACAAGGGAAGGCCGCCCCCGUUAAGUUUCACUGCAGAGAUCUAAUUCUCACCCACUUUUUACCUGGGCCAGGGAUUUUUUUUUUCCCCUGCGCGAAUAUUUUGGCUAGACGUCGACUUGAUGCUGAGGAAGUUAAGUAAACAGCUGAAUGGUGAGGAUUGGAUGUGGAACAACCUAAAUACCUUGUGCUGGGCAAUAGGAUCUAUAUUAGGAUCAAUGAUGGAGGAACAAGUGUAUUGCUUUAUGCUGAAAACAGAUUUCUUGUGAUGGUGAUACGUGAUUUGUUAAACCUUUGUGAGAUUACAAAAGGCAAAGACAACAAAGCAGUUAUUGCAAGUAAUAUAAUGCAAAUGACCGUGAACUCCAGUUUUCCAUGGUUGAUGGUGAUUUCAAGAAGUUUGAAGGAAAAUGGUCUGUCAAAUCUGGUCGUGCUAACUCCGACACAUUUAGCUAUUGUGAUGGAAUAUGCUGCUGGCGGAGAGCUCUUUGCAAAAAUUUAUAGUGCUGGUGGAUUCAAUGAAGAUGAGAUUGCGGAUGUAUGGUCCUGUGGUGUGACAUUGUACGUGAUGUUGGUGGGAGCUUAUCAUAUUGACUUAAUUGGAUUUUUGUUCAUACAAUGCUAUUAAAUGCUCUUGAGGAGAUGAAAAAGGUUGGCUUUUGGAUAUGCUCAUGAAGAUGACUUCAGUUUGACACAAAUUGUUGCUUUAGUCUAUGUUUUUGUUUGGAAAGAGUACUUUGUUUUUUUGGAUGUGUAAUGGCUGUUACUAGUGGAAUUGAUGUGAAUUUAGUACUCUAUUGUUUGGAUGGAUAAUGGCUGUUAGUAUUUGAACUAACGUGGGCUUUGGAACCCAUUUUGGUUAAUGUGUGUUGUGAUGAAUUUAGAGAUGUUUAUAACCAUAUAUAUAUAUUUGAGGGUUCAUUGUACA